This is a messenger RNA of Sorghum bicolor (sorghum), 746 nucleotides long. RefSeq lists its product as uncharacterized. The record is from RefSeq and is a predicted model, not a curated record. Gene Ontology annotation, cellular component: chloroplast envelope. Lineage: Eukaryota; Viridiplantae; Streptophyta; Magnoliopsida; Poales; Poaceae. Bases 89 to 520 code for a protein of 143 amino acids. The transcript has 3 exons.
GGUCCUCAGACCGAAGGCAGCCGAAAGGCGAAAGGCAAGGCAGACCAAUCGCGAAGCGAAGCCACGCCACGAGGGGAGAGGGGGGAGGAUGGGGCGGAAGAGGAAGGAGCUGCUGUCGUCGGCGCCGUGGCGGACGGGGGAGGCGGCGGAGGACGAGGACGCGGCGAGGAUGAGCCGCGAGGGGAAGGUCAGCGUCACCAGCAACCCUGGCGAGACGGCCACCAUGAGCGUGCCCCGGAGCAGGCGCCAGGAACUCGACCUCACCGUCGACGACUUCGAGGAGGACGAGAUCGACCCCGAGCUGCGCUACUCCUUCCAGCGCAACAGCAGGUUUCUGAAGAGAGUUUUUAGUGUGGACACACUUGUCAAGCCUCUCCCUCCUGUGAUGGCAUACAGCGUAUCCCGUAAUAUAAACUUUUUCUUCCGGAUCUUCACACAGUUCUGGGAUGAAGAAGGAAUCGCCAAUGCACAGAAGUCCCUUGGACUGGGGAAUGAUGAUGGCUCCCGCCGAAUGCGCUGAUUGUGGUCAAACCAAGUUUCUGUACUGAGUUCAGAACUCUUUGUCCUAGGCACUGGAGAUCUGUUAUAUGCUUCAAAAUACUUUAGUGUGUGACAUUUCUUAAGUUUGGGUUGUAAUUUUGUUUAUUAUAGUGUUUGUAACAUGCAUUCUCUGCUAGUAAAACUGGUCGUACCAUAUAUUUAAAAUACAGAUCUUCUAUGUGCAAAGUCCGCUCCUGUUUCAUUGA